UCAAUCAAUCCAGAAGUUGAGACAUACAAAAGACCAAAGAACAAAAUAAUACAGAUAAAAUAAAAUACAACAAACUAAAUUUACAUCUGUGCACAUCAUCCUGUUCAGUACCACAUCAUUAUUGUGCACUAUUUAGUAAACGAACAUGUGGCCUUUGGUCAAAAACAAAUAGACUACACCUCUGGUCAAAGCUCACUUCCUCACUUUCAGCAUGUUUGCUAAUCUAUAUGAUAAAUCAGUGCUAAUUCUGUGUAUUUAGGGUGUUUUUAGUAGCCGAGUCUUUGAUAGCUCUGCGGUAACACAAACCAGCGCACUUGAGUCUCCUGUUACAGUAGCAAGUAAGUGCCCUGACUAAGGAUAUGCAUAUCUAGCAUAGUGUAAGUGUGUAAAAGUUGUUUGAUGUUUGAUCCAAAGUACACCAGCUCUUUCAAAUGCAGAACUACGCUGCUGUUUCACUAGAAUAGUUCAUCGACUUCUUUACUUUGCAUCCUGUUUGCUUUUCCCAAGCAUUUGGAGCUCAGCAUAGUUUCCUUUAAAAUGUGCUAUAUUAUGGUAGUUACAUUGAUUGCUCUGUGAGUGGUGGCUGAUUGACUUUGCAUUACUUUUCCAUCACUGAGAUUCCUUUGGUAUAAAAAUGUUGGGGAAGCUGUCAUCCACCCUGCAGCGCUACAUAUCAGCAACUUCCUGCAGAUCUGAUGUGCUGUUUAAAAUUCACCCCACUGUGUGUGAAGCUCUAGCUGUGCGCCGGCCUGUCGUGGCUCUGGAGAGCACCAUCAUCACACAUGGAAUGCCAUACCCUCAAAACCUGAGUACAGCCAAAGAGGUGGAAGACAUUGUGAGAGCUGAGGGCGUGACUCCAGCCACGGUGGCUGUUCUGGAGGGAAAGGUACAUGUGGGCUUGUCUUCAGAUGAGCUUGAUUUCCUGGCCUGCAGUAAAACAACCCUCAAGGUGUCCAGGAGAGACUUGCCUUAUGUUAUCAGCAAGGGUUUGUCUGGAGGAACUACAGUCUCUGGUACAAUGAUUGCAGCUCAUAAAGCGGGAAUUCCUGUUUUUGUUACUGGCGGUAUCGGUGGAGUACACAGAGAUGGAGAAAAUACCCUGGAUAUCAGUGCAGAUCUGACUGAACUGGGUCGCACUCCAAUUGCUGUGGUGUCUUCUGGGGUAAAGUCCAUCCUGGACAUUGGUCGCACCCUGGAGUUCUUGGAAACUCAAGGGGUUUGUGUAGCCACUUACGGAGAGUCAAAGAAUUUCCCAGCUUUCUUUUCUCAUAAAAGUGGAUACACAUCAUCUUAUAAUGUCCUCAAUGCUGAAGAAGCAGCUGAGCUUAUUGCAAGUACACACUCUCUGGGCCUUCAGAGUGGAGUCCUGCUUGCUGUGCCUAUUCCAGAUGAACAUGCUGCUGCUGGACAGCAGAUAGAAGAUGCCAUACAAGCUGCUGUGACUGAAGCCAGGCUGAAGGGAAUCAAAGGAAGAGAUGUGACCCCCUUCAUCCUACACAGAGUCAAUGAGCUCACUUUGGGACAGUCUCUCCGAGCCAAUAUAGCUCUAAUUCAUAAUAAUGCCAGGGUGGGCAGUCAGAUAUCACGUGCCCUUGCUGAGCGCAUGCAUCAUCCACGAGGAGGUUGUAACAGCCACAAGAAUGAGAAUCAGGCCUCCAAAUCUAAAGCUAUUGUCGUUGGAGGUGUAAAUGUUGAUUUCAUUGCUAAAGGAACAAGCAAGAAGUUAUUGUUUGGACAGACAAACCCAGGAAGUGUCUGUCAGUCCUUUGGUGGAGUGGGUAGGAAUAUUGCAGACUGUUUGAGUAGACUGGGUCAAAAAGUUCUGUUCAUCUCAGCCAUUGGAGCAGAUUCGCAUAGUGAUUCUGUGCUCAACUACUGUAAGCACAUGGACACUCAUGCAGUUGCAAGAUUGCAGGGUCAGCGAACGGCCACUUACUGUGCCAUCAUCACAGAGAGUGGAGAGCUGAGUCUUGGACUUGGGGACAUGGACAUUCACCAGGAAAUUAAAGAACAGUAUGUUUCGCAGUAUGAGGACCAGCUUUCCUCUGCGUCUCUUGUGGUUCUUGAUGGCAACAUUCCUGUUUCUACUAUUGAUUAUGUAUGCAGCCUUGUCAAGAAACAUUCAGUUCCAGUAUGGUAUGAGCCCACAGAUGCUGAUAAGGCCUGUAAGCCCUUCGUUUCAGAGAGCUGGAAAGCACUCACUUACACUUCUCCCAACCUGGCAGAACUGUGCACCAUGAACCAGACUCUCUGUCUUCCUACUCCACAGGUGUUACCAAGCUCUCUGGAGGAUGUGUUGGAGUGUGCAGCAGCUCUUUCUCGCCCCCUGCUGGAGCACCUGCACUGUGUAGUAGUGACACUGGGAGCACUGGGAGUGUUGGUCUGUGGAGAGAAUGAGGCUGGAACAGUCAGCCUGCGACCCCGAAAGCACAAACGGAAAGGAAGACUAUGUGCUGUGUACUACCCAGCACUGCCAGUAUGUUCUGAGGAAACGAUCAACGUGUCCGGAGCAGGAGACAGUCUUGCAGGUGCGAUGAUGGCAGGGAUCCUGCAGGGGAAAGACACGGACACCUGUGUGCGAAUGGGCAUCCUUGCUGCACAUCUCUCUUUAUUCUCUCCUCACCCCAUCGCGCCAUCUCUGACCGCAGAUGCCAUCCUCCCAGACAGGGUGCACCUAAAACCCUGGCCCAAGCCAACUCGCAUGUGGAUAGAAUCAUAA
Neoarius graeffei (lesser salmon catfish) is the source of this 2719-nucleotide messenger RNA. RefSeq lists its product as uncharacterized. Gene Ontology annotation, molecular function: kinase activity; pseudouridylate synthase activity. The transcript has 18 exons. Bases 635 to 2719 code for a protein of 694 amino acids. NCBI's taxonomy places the organism in Eukaryota, Metazoa, Chordata, Actinopteri, Siluriformes, Ariidae. The record is from RefSeq and is a predicted model, not a curated record.